CUGGGUCUCUCACCACCACCACCACCGCCUCCCCCUGCACCCUGCACCCUCCCCCUGUCUGAUGAUAUCUCAGCCCGGAGAGGUUUGAAUCCAGUCUCUGGCCCCAGCCGCCAUGCUGAGCUGAGAGAGUUGCGACCAACCAAACUUUGUCACGCUGCUGCACCGACUUUCAUCUCCGUACACACCGGGUCUAAGAGGAAAGCUUCCCCACGACUUGUGCCUCUCCCUCAAUCUCUUCUAACUGUGUGAAGAAACGUGGAAAGGAGUUUUAAUGCAUCAGUAUUCGCUAGCCGACGCCAUGACAGACAAAGGAAACUUCACAGUUCCGAAGUUAUCAGAGUCAAAUAUGGGAUUUGGCGUGCUGGGAGUGUUCCUGGGGCUGCUCCUCGAGGUCUCCACACAUGGACCCCACGCUGUGCCUCGAACCUCCUGGAGACAUCAAGAUUUGGAUCUGAUGGAGUUUUCGGAGCCGGAGAUCUUCAACUACUCCACGCUGCUGCUGAGUGAGAAAAGAGACGCGCUGUACGUGGGAGCCAGGGAGGCCAUCUUUGAGCUCAGCAAGAAGAAUGUGACCGUCAAAAACAACAAGGUUCAGUGGACAGUUGCAGAAAUCCCCAUGGUGAUGUGCUCGCUGAAAGGAAAAUCAAAAGAGAGGGAUUGUCUCAACUACAUCCGAGUGCUCCAAGUCGUAGACGACGAGCGGCUGUAUGUCUGCGGCACGCACGCCUUUCAGCCUCAGUGUGACUACUUGAACCUCGCAGACUUUUCGUUGGACGGUCGACCUGAAGAUGGCCGGGGAAAGUGCUCCUUCGACCCGUCGCAAAGCUUUACGACUGUCAUGGUUGAUGGAGAGCUGUACUCAGGGACCGCUUAUAACUUCUUAGGCAGUGAACCGAUUAUUUCCAGAUACUCUCCGUCCCAGUCUCUGCUGAGGACCGAGUACUCCACAUCAUGGCUCAACGAGCCCAGUUUUGUUUUUGCCGACGUGAUCAGUGAAGGGAGUAACAGAGUAGAUGGUGAAGACGAUAAAAUCUACUACUUCUUCACCGAGGUGUCGGUGGAGUACGAAUUCUUUGGCAAGCUGCUCAUCCCCAGGGUGGCGCGCGUCUGUAAGGGUGACCUCGGGGGGCAACGCACUCUGCAGAAGAAAUGGACCUCCUUCCUGAAAGCCAAGCUAGUGUGCUCCAUGCCUGAGCUCAACUUUGUUUUCAACGUAGUACAUGAUGUCUUCAUCCUGAAGGGGGCAGACUGGAGGGACACGGUCAUCUACGGGGUCUUCACCUCCCAGUGGGGUAACGUGGGCUUGUCAGCAGUGUGCGCUUACAACAUGACAGCUGUGGAAGAAGUCUUCUCCAAGGGCAAGUACAUGCAGAAGGCCACGGUGGAGCAGUCCCACACCAAGUGGGUCCGAUACAACGGCAUUACUCCUUCUCCACGUCCUGGAGCAUGUAUUAACAACCUGAUGCGACAGCAGAACAUCAGCAGCUCUCUCCACCUGCCUGACAAGACCCUUCAGUUUGUUAAGGACCACCCCCUGCUGGAGGACCCCGUCCUGCCGAUCGGCAACGGACCUCGCCUCAUCACCAAAGACGUCAACUACACUCAGAUCGUCGUGGAGAGGGUCCGUGCGCUCGAUGGAAACAUUUACGACGUCAUCUUCACUGGAACAGAUAAGGGAGUCCUGCACAAGUCAGUGGUGUAUGAAGGAGACGUGCACAUUGUGGAGGAGAUCCAGCUCCUGAAGAACUCUGAGUCCAUCAAAAACCUGCUGCUGUCCUCUGAGACGCGAUCCCUGUACGCUGGUUCAGACUCCGGUGUAGUUCAGUCACCCACAGCCUUCUGCGGCCGGUAUCGGUCCUGCGACGACUGUGUCCUGGCUCGAGACCCGUACUGUGCCUGGGACCCUCACACUGCUGCCUGUGUCAAUACCGUUGAUGUGCCCAGCCAACGGCUUAGGAAGCUAAUCCAGAGCCUGAAUGGUGACGCAGACAAGUGUCCUUCAGCGUCAGGUCUGUCUGUGAAGGACUACCAGCGUGUGACAGUGAAACCAGGGAGCUCUGCUGAGCUGCCGUGCCUGGUACGCUCCAACCUAGCCCAGGUGAUGUGGAAAUCCAACGGCUCGGUUCUCACCGAGGCCUCUCGCUUCCACCUCAUAGCCGAAAACGGUCUCCUUAUUUACAGCGUGGCUCCAGAGGAUCAAGGUCGCUACGAGUGCUGGUCGGUGGAAUGGGCCCCCGCUGCUGGGAAGAACUUCAGCCGCCUCCUGGCUGGAUACGUCCUCACUCUGAAUGUCCCGGCCAGAGCCCCUCACCAGGCAGGCCACGUGACCACCACCCUCGACAGCCAGGAGACAUCUAGCACACAUGCAGCUGAAGGUAAUGGUAAGACAGACAGAGCCCUACUAACGUCGGCCCUUGCCCUUCCCAGCUUCACAGCCACAGUCCAACUCACCUCCCCGCCCCAAACUGACUCAUCACUAACGCCGCCGCCCAGCAGCACAAUCAAGUUCCAGCCAAAGCAGCUUCUUCCCCUGAGCUCCAACACACCGCACCAAGACAGCCGGGACCCAGCGGCGGAGUAUCUGCAGCACAACAACAGCACAGCCCUCCUCUUCCUCUUCCUCCUGUUCUUCCUCCUCUUCCUGGCCGCGUUGGCGUACAACUGCUACAUGCAGUAUCUUCCAGCUCCCUGCCUGCGUCUGCGAGCUGCUCUGUUGGGCAGUCACAAAAGCGCCCAUCAGCCUGAGUACCGGGCGUGUGAGGGAGGUCUAAUGGAGGCGUCUGCAACUGACAAAAUUAACAUGACUGAGCAGCCGACGCAGAACGGCAGCCAGACCACUCAAAACGUCAAGGCGCUCCGCGACACCGGCUAUGAGACUGAGCCGGAGUGCGGAAACGGUCGGAUCCCCUCUCACACUUUUGGGGGCGACAGCCCGUCCCAGGAGAAACCCUUCGAUGUGGACUGUGAAUCUCAGCCCAUCCAGUUUGCAGAUGCAGAUGAACCUUACUGCUAGCCAGAAGCCUCUGCAUGGAGACUGUUUCAUAGGGGUCACGCUCUUGCUGCCUCUUCCCACAACUAUAUGAAAGUAUGUUUAGUGUACAGCAUCACAUGAAGCUUAAUCAUCACAAAGCUUAAGUCAGGCGUCCCACUUGCCUGUAGCGAUUUAACUCCUGCUGUCUGAUUUUUAGUGCUUAUGAUGAUAAAGCAAAAAGCUAUAUUCACAGAAGCUGCACCCUCUCAGCUUCGGUCCAGCGAGAAAAGCUAUUUGUUAAAUUCCAAAUUGGAAACAUUGUUUACCAAAUUGGUAAGUUACUUUGAUGUUUUCCAAAUUGGAGUCGUGUUUUUUUUCUUUUUGUACAGCCUGGGGUGAAAAAUUAAUUGAAGCUUUUGCAUCUUUUUUUUUUCCGAAGCAAAGUGUAGGUUAUUGGUCUUGGGUAAAGACUUCAACAUUACAGUAAUUUCUCAGGGAAGAUUUGCUCGGUACUUACAGCCUAUCUUUGUUGUACUGUGUUGCCGUCUGCAGCACCCGGUAUGUGGGCCUUAAUCUCAACCAGCGAAGUGGCAAUGUAGGGUUUGAAGGUCAGAAAGUGGACAAGCGACGAGUUGCAUGAUAUACAAUGCUGGAAUAAAUCAAACCACUGUCUUGAGUUGUCUUUGAGUGACAAUGUUGAGUUUCUCUGUAUUUAAUUUGCUGCCUACCUGUGAACAUUCCCACAUGGAUACAACUCUUAUGGUCCUGUGUAUUAACCUCUACUAGUGAUGUUUCCUUACGCUGUCUGUUAAUAACUUAAAUAUGUUCCGUAUGACCUGAUGCUUGACAAUAUCAACCAUCAGUUUUUGAAACGCUCUGUUUUUUAAAAGUUAUUUUUGUAUUAUUGUUUUUAAUCAAGUCUUCAGUUUUAGAACAUUUUCAGAGAAUUAUUUAAUGAGUCACAUCUGAGGUAAUAUCACUUUGUUUAUUGUGUAGGUAGUUAUGAUCUUCCACGUUUGUUUUUAUUUUAUUUAUUGCAGCAGGUUCUUUUAGUUGAUUUUUUUUACAUCCUGUCCCAUUGUCUCCGUCUUGUCUGUUUUGCAUGUCGCCCCUUGUUUAUAUUUACUAUUUCCCUCAAUACUCACUCUUUUUCCAUCACUCCCUCCCUCACAGCCUCCUCUCCUGUCGACACUUCAUCUUCCUCCUCCUCCUCUGGAAGUAGCACUCCCUCUGCCCUUCCUUCCUCCUCCUCUUCCUCCUCCUCCUCUUCUUCCACCUCUUCUUCCACCUCUUCUUCCACCUCUUCCUCCACCAAG
Messenger RNA from Cottoperca gobio, 4287 nucleotides. RefSeq names its product sema domain, immunoglobulin domain (Ig), transmembrane domain (TM) and short cytoplasmic domain, (semaphorin) 4D (gene sema4d). Gene Ontology annotation, cellular component: plasma membrane. Gene Ontology annotation, biological process: ossification involved in bone maturation; negative regulation of transcription by RNA polymerase II; negative chemotaxis. Gene Ontology annotation, molecular function: chemorepellent activity; semaphorin receptor binding. Lineage: Eukaryota; Metazoa; Chordata; Actinopteri; Perciformes; Bovichtidae. The record is from RefSeq and is a predicted model, not a curated record.